Molecule: messenger RNA, 894 nt
Organism: Phytomonas sp. Hart1
Lineage: Eukaryota; Euglenozoa; Kinetoplastea; Trypanosomatida; Trypanosomatidae
Source: the annotation of a GenBank genome assembly
AUGCGGUCGGAGCGCCGGGUUUGGCUCGAGCGGGUCGGGCUCCUGCGGGAGGUCCGGCGGCUGCUGGAGAGCCGUCGCGGGAUCCUCAGCGAGCAGCAGGCGAUGCUCCAGGGCCGCAAGGAGCGGCUGCUGAGCAAGCGCGUGAAUAUGGCAAAGUGUUUGCUCCAGGAGGAGGCCCUGCGAAGGCGCGCGGCGCGCGAGCUCCCGCAGAUCCACUCCCACCUCCACGAGGCGUUGAAGCGAUGGGGGGAGUUGACCCAACAGGAGGGGGCGCCUGCUGGCUCGGCAGCCCCGCCGCUCUGCGUGGACGACGUCGACGUGGGGCUGCUCUUGCAGUUGGACGCGGCAAACAAGGCGGGGGGUGGGACGGCCGUCUCCGCGCGUUCGCCCGGCAGGACCUUGCGAAGCCCCACCCCUUUCGCCGGCGCCUUGAGUCGAGCCGGGUCGAUUUCACCGCCGCCAUCCUGCCCACCGCUCGGGUUCACCACCACCACCACCAAACGCAAUAUUAGUAAUCCCAGCAGUGCUGUUGACAGGAGGAACCCCAGAAGUACGCCGUUUCGAGUAGUACGGCGAGCCACCUCCGCGACGCCUUCGGUCCAGGGGGUGGUGGCGCCGCGCAUUCGUCCAAAAAAGGUCGUGGAAGGAAGGGCAGCGGCUUCCAAUCCUUCCCUCCACACGACAUCCCAGCGGAGCCUAAGCCCGCCACCUCGUCCGGCGCUUCGGCAUGGUCUUUCACCGGUCCAAAUUAACAAUUACGCGCGAACAGGCAAAACGGCGGUUGGAAAGGCAACGAGAGAGCCCUUCCAUAGCAUUCGCAACCCUCGAACCCGUACCGCUCACGUGAGCGGUAGAAAUAUCACCACACCACACCACGCGAAUCCGGAAAAAUAG